AUGAAUAGAGAAGAAAACUCAGAUUCCAUCCCUAAUGAUAUCAUUCUUGAGAUACUCUCCAGGUUGCCUAUAAAUUCAAUCGAGAGGUUUCGUUGCGUGUCAAAGCUAUGGGGAUCCAUGCUUCACAAGCCAUAUUUCAACGAGUUAUUCUUGACCAGGUCCUUGGCUCGUCCACGUCUCUUAAUUGGGGUCCGGCAACACCGUGAGUGGAGCUUCUUCUUGGCGCCUCAGCCUCAUAAUCAUUAUGGGAAGCCUUUGUCUCUUGUAGUAGCAGCCGAUUUUCAUAUCAAGUGCUCCUUAGACAAUAGCCUCGCUAUGUGUAGAUAUGCCUCUGGUUUGCUCUAUUUCCCAAGUUUGCAGCUCUCGUGUAAGGAUGAGGAUGGAGCGGGUGUCAUAUGUAACCCUAUAACGGGACAGUUUGAGAUCUUACAUCGUUUGAGAUUAGGAACUGGCCAUCGUCGUACCUGUGUCCAAAGAGGUCCCAUCACGUCCAGAGACCAUAGUGGUGGCCUUAUAGGGUUUGAUCCAAUUGGGGGGCAAUUCAAGGUAUUGUCCAUGAACAAUACAGUUAACAAUAAAAUGGCUCGUUAUAUCCUGACAUUAGGAACUGAAAAAGAGAGAUGGAGGAAGAUCCAAUGUCCCUAUAACGAGGAUGAUCGGAAUGGAGGGGUAUGCAUCAAUGGAAUUUUGUAUUUCACAGUGUACGACUGUGAUACUCGAUCACAUCUUAUAGCUUGUUUCGAUGUUAGGUUUGAGAAGUUUAAGUUUCUAGAUAUAUGCUGCCAAUAUGGUUUGUGUACUACACUGAUAAACUAUGAGGGUAAAUUAGGUGUGAUUAAGUGGAAGUGUGCUGAGGAUGGUGGAUUUCCCCUAGAAUUAUGUAUGUGGGUUCUAGAGGAUCUCGAGAAACAGGAAUGGUCGAAAUUUGCCUACACUUUGAAGGCUGACAAUAAAGUUGUUCAGGUUGACGACUACAAUCUUUCUGUUGUUGGGGUGACUGCUUCAGGUGACAUUGUUUUGAUCAAGGAAACUGCAUUCAAACCUUUUUAUGUUUUCUACUUCAAUCCCGAAAGGAACCAUCUUCUUAGUGUUGAAAUCCAAGGUCUUGGAGAAGACCAUGAUUGGAGUAAGUAUCAUGCAGUUUGCGCUUUUGUAGACUAUGUGGAGGAUCUUCAGUUUAAUAUUAUGCAGGCAACAUCUCUAAACCCACUAGAACAGAAUCAUAGACCCAGGAGCACAUCCACAUUAUCUAGAGAAGAUCUUCAAGUGAGGACCGUUUCUCAGCUGGGACAAGAUCGUCGUACGUUGGAUUCAUUUCAAAAAUGA
Molecule: messenger RNA, 1326 nt
Organism: Camelina sativa (false flax)
Lineage: Eukaryota; Viridiplantae; Streptophyta; Magnoliopsida; Brassicales; Brassicaceae
Source: RefSeq, a predicted model, not a curated record